UGUUCAUUGUUCUCUCUACAUAUAAUUGAAGGGAUACCAAUGGAAACUGAAGAAGGAGAAGAAGAAAGAAACUUAAAAUAAAGCCCCGGUUUAUUUUGUUUCAGUGGUGUAAAUGCUGUAAACAUGCGUUUAUAUAUAAGGAUCCCGAGCAUGUAUGCUCCCUCCUGUUGCCACCUAUGAGUCACCUGGCUGACCAGGAGGAUCUGUAUGCCACCCUAGGAGUCCAGCCAUGUGCUAGUGCUGCCCAGCUGAAGGCGCGCUACCAGGCACUCGUGCGCGCCACCCACCCGGACAAAGGCGGCGCCGCCGCCAGCGGCACGGCGUUCCAGCGGGUGCAGCUCGCGUGGCAAACGCUCGGCGAGCCGACAUCGCGCGCGCUGUACGACCGGCAGCUGGCGGCGGCGCGCCUGUCGGGCCCCGCCGCCGUGGAGGACGAGUUGGCGCUGGCCGAGCUGGAGUGGCGCGCCGACCUCGAGGCCUUCUGGCGCGACUGCCGCUGCGGCGACGGCUUCCGGCUGCCGCGGCACGAGCUGACGGCCGGUGCGCUGCUCGUGCCGUGCGACUCGUGCUCGCUGACAAUCUGCGUGCUCGUGCCGGCCGAUGGCGACGCCCGGCUGGAGCAGCGCCCGCCGCAGACGAACUGCUUCUUUGGAGCCGUCCGCCGCACUGUCCAGCAGCAGCUGGAGUGGGGUGCCGAAUAG
Molecule: messenger RNA, 701 nt
Organism: Pollicipes pollicipes
Lineage: Eukaryota; Metazoa; Arthropoda; Thecostraca; Pollicipedomorpha; Pollicipedidae
Product: dnaJ homolog subfamily C member 24
Exons: 3
Coding region: 177-701 (174 amino acids)
Biological process (GO): positive regulation of ATP-dependent activity
Molecular function (GO): ferrous iron binding; ATPase activator activity
Source: RefSeq, a predicted model, not a curated record